AUGGUUGGGCAUUCGCUGCAGAACUCGUCUUGGAAGCUGCAGAUUGCCACAUGGGAGUUGGUCAUUGGGUGCCGGUCGUCGGUCGGCGUUGCAAGGAAAUGGAUAUCGAUGGGUCAUGCCGCGGUGGAGGUUCCCUGCGCGCCCAGCCUGUUGGAGCCGGGCAGAAGUGAGCCAGCAAAGAUGCAGCAGUCACUUGGGACCGUAGGGCAGCCGUUGGUGUGUCCGGGAGUUUCGGGGCGACCCAGAAAGGUUGGGAGCAAUGCUGGCCGCUCGCUGGUGCCAGUGAGCGCGUCAAAGUCAGACGUAGCUGCGCCUAGUUCCACCGGGUCCACCCUCGCCCUGGAAAGGCCCGAGCUUGUUCUCAGCGGCCACCCAGACGCAGUGAGGCGACGACAGGACGCCACAAAGCGGCUGCGUGACGCCAAGGUGCAGGGAGAGCUUGCAUCAAGUACAGCAUGGUAUGAGAAUCCACUCCCAGACAAUUUCCUGCGCGUGAGGACACCCGAAGAUUUUUUGGAGGCCAUAGCAGGGGACACACUGGUCAUUGCCGACUAUUUCGUGCCCUGGUGCAUCGCCUGCCGCCGCUUCCAUCCAGCACUGAUAAAACUGGCUACUAAGCACCCAGAGUGCACAUUCUUGGCGGUGAAUGGGGGCGACCAUGCGCUGCAUGACUUUGUGGCAACCUUGGGCGUGGAGAAGCUGCCGUACUUCCAAUUCUACCGGUGUGGAGAGAUACUGUCCCAAUUUGCUGCCAACCUGUCCAAGAUUGGCCAGCUGCGCGCAGAGAUCGACAUGUACAAGGCUCGCGCGCAGCAGCACGGACGCAGCAUCAUCAGCCAGUCCUAG
This is a messenger RNA of Coccomyxa subellipsoidea C-169, 846 nucleotides long. RefSeq lists its product as hypothetical. The coding region runs from base 1 to 846 and encodes 281 amino acids. Gene Ontology annotation, biological process: cell redox homeostasis. NCBI's taxonomy places the organism in Eukaryota, Viridiplantae, Chlorophyta, Trebouxiophyceae, Coccomyxaceae. The transcript is spliced from 5 exons. The record is from RefSeq and is a predicted model, not a curated record.